Solea senegalensis (Senegalese sole) is the source of this 2042-nucleotide messenger RNA. RefSeq lists its product as uncharacterized. Lineage: Eukaryota; Metazoa; Chordata; Actinopteri; Pleuronectiformes; Soleidae. Gene Ontology annotation, molecular function: MHC class II protein binding; protein tyrosine kinase binding. The record is from RefSeq and is a predicted model, not a curated record. Gene Ontology annotation, biological process: positive regulation of ERK1 and ERK2 cascade; interleukin-15-mediated signaling pathway; T cell activation. The coding region runs from base 255 to 1004 and encodes 249 amino acids. The transcript is spliced from 5 exons. Gene Ontology annotation, cellular component: external side of plasma membrane; membrane raft.
GAUUGUGUUAUCUUUACAUCUUGUGCUACACACACACACACACACACACACGCGUACAAACAAGUUAUUAUUUAGCAAAGUGCGUUGAGCAGCGUGUUUUUCUUUGACGCUGUGGAGCGCGAGCUGGCUUUGAGGUGGACACGCGUGGUUUUUUUUGACCCUGUGGAGCGCGAGCUGGCUUUGAGGUGGACACGCGGUGAAGUCCUGAUCACACAGGUUUGUGACCACAGCGAGGAAGUUCGAAACCCACUCAGAUGAGUUGGAGUGAUUGUGACAGACACAUGAUGGCUGCGCUGCUGUUCAUCCUCUUUCUCGUGUCUCAUCUUGAAGCAGGAGCGGCACAACUCAGAAAAACCAACUGUCCCUACCGCAGACGUGGAGAUGACGUCGUUCUGUCGCUGCGUGGUUUUGGAACAUGCGACGCGUUAGCUUGGACCCGUGAUGGAUCGGUGUCUCGCCAGAGGCCGCUGCGCCAGGGCGCCAACUGCUCUCUGCACAUCGACAACGUCACGGCCGAGGACGCCGGCUGCUACAGCUCGCCGGAGGACACGCUGUGUCUGUACGUCGUGAGCGUUUCAGACGCUGGACCACAGCGAGACAGUCGCGUGACGCUGCAGUGCUCUCUGUUCAGAGCCGCGCAUUACACACCCUGUGGACAGAGUAACAUCCUCUGGUUGGACGAGACGGGGACCGAGCUGCUCCACGACGACGACGCGUGCGAGGUCGCAGAGGGCCCGUGUGUCUCCAACCUGACUGUGGACGCCGACCCCGGCAGGACGUACACCUGCCAGGUGAUGGAUGACACGUACGACGUCAUGAUCGAGGCCAACCACACGCUGGUCUUCAGAGACGCUGCCACAGACGCUGCUGAGUGGUCUCCUCUGAGCUUCGUCAUGUUGACUCUGCGUGUGUCAGUCCUGAUCCUGAUGAUUGUGAUCACGGUUCUCAUCAUCAUCAAAACACGAAAAGAAAAACAGUCCAGGAUCCAAAAAGCCAAAGAGUGAUGGAAGUGAGCGUGUGAAACCACAAGUGAAAGCCUCCUCUUUUCUUUUUUUCUUCUCUAAACCAAAUGUGUCUUAAAUGGUGCUGUCCGUCACUGUCACGCUGUUCUUUAGCCAGUUAACUUUCUUUAUUUUUUCUUAGUUUCUAUUUGCAUCUCAUAUUAUAAACUACAGAAAAGUAUUUAGGGAAUAUACAUAUAUGUAGGGGUCAGAAUACUUCCCGUACCCACUGUACAUAUGUGGUUAGGGUUCAAAAUAAUAGCAAGAUAAAUCACUGUUUUUGUUAGAAUUUCAACUUCUACACAGCAAGUAAGUUUCUAGAAGGUUUAGUAAAGGUAUAGAAAACCAACACACCCAACAGGCAUGAAGUGCAUUCUGCUGAUUCUGUGAAACUGAAUCAUUUACUGAGGGGGCGUGUUCAAAAAAAUAGCGGUGCCAAGUUCAGUUGAUUAUGUGAAAAGAAAAUAGGUGUUAAACAGGUGGCUCUUAUUUAAGGAUCAAGGCCACUGACGCUGCAUAUGCUGGCUGAGUCAAAUGGGUCGUUCAAGACACUAUUCAGAAGAAGAGCGUUCUUCUUUCAUUAAGAAAUGAAUAAAAGAGGGGAAGAAGUCAUGUUGCCGUAUGCUGGAGAGGAAAUGUAAAAUAUUUACUUUCUGUAAAAUAUUCUCAAAUAUUAUCAAAUUCAAUUCCUUUUUCCAAUUGUCUUGCUUUGAAAUAGAGUGUGCAGUGUCCCCAAUGCAUUUAUGUUCAUUAAAAUACAAUUUAUUUGAAGAAUUUAAACACACUGCUAUUAUUAUUCUAAACAUACAUGUACACACACAUCAUAGCAUGUGUCACGUCACAGUGAAUCGUGAAGCUUUUGCUGGUAUAUUUGUGUCCUUACACUUUCAUGUUCAUUUUUACUUUGCGCUCAUAUUUUAUAUUUGUUUACUUUUGUGUUACGUACACUUUUCCGUAUAUUUCAUUUAACUGAUGUGAUACAAGUCAUGUAAGUCAUCUGUAAACAAAGAAAAUGAAAUAAAACUUCUCCCACACAGUAAA